AUGAGAAAUAAGAAGGGAAAGACACCAAUUGAAGUAUUUUAUGAUGAAAACAAUCAGUUAUCCAAAGAUAUCAAAGAAUCUGCUAAAGGAAUAGCGGAUUCUGGGAUGGUUGUGGCAAUGCUUGUUGCUAUUGUAGCAUUUGCCGCUGCUCUCACUGUUCCAGGUGACAAGAAAUCUGUUAACAAUGCCUGGUUCAUAGUUUUCAUCGUCACAAAUGCAAUCGCAUUGUUCACUUCUUCUGCGUCCAUACUCUCUUUCUUGUCAAAUUUCACUUCUUCAAGAUUCGCAGACGCUGAAUUUGUUACAUCACUACAUCCCAGCUUGACUGUUGGCUGUGGGUUACUAAUAAUCUCCGUUGCUGCUAUGGUUGUAGCUUUCGUUGCAGCAUCCUUUCUGAUAUUUGAUCACACAACAAAAUGGGUUUCUUAUGUAGUGACUCCAAUGGGGUUUUUCCCAUUGCUUGUGUUUAUUCUCUUCCAAUCUAAGUUCUGCGAAGACUCCUAUUGGUCUAAAUACUAUCGUCCCAAACUUGAGUAA
This is a messenger RNA of Vigna radiata var. radiata (mung bean), 537 nucleotides long. RefSeq lists its product as uncharacterized. Lineage: Eukaryota; Viridiplantae; Streptophyta; Magnoliopsida; Fabales; Fabaceae. The record is from RefSeq and is a predicted model, not a curated record. The transcript has a single exon. The coding region runs from base 1 to 537 and encodes 178 amino acids.